Molecule: messenger RNA, 291 nt
Organism: Sclerotinia borealis F-4128
Lineage: Eukaryota; Fungi; Ascomycota; Leotiomycetes; Helotiales; Sclerotiniaceae
Source: the annotation of a GenBank genome assembly
AUGGGCGGCAGCGGCAAAAUCCCAUACCCCAAACACGUCUGGUCUCCAGCCGGAGGUUGGUACUCGCAACCUGGUAAUUGGAAGGCCAAUACUGCGAUUAUGGUGACGGUGAUUGUGGGGAUUACGGCGGGCAUGUGGAAGUUGAGUGCGGAGAGAGAGUAUAGGACAAGUUUCCCGAGGGAGGGCAGAUUUUUCCCAAGCAGAUACUGGAGUAAACAAAUCAAAGAGCACGAAGCAGAUAAGAACAAGAGUAUAACCGAUCGUGUGGUAGAGAAGGUUACUGGAAACUAA